This is a messenger RNA of Salmo salar (Atlantic salmon), 696 nucleotides long. RefSeq names its product Androgen-induced proliferation inhibitor (gene aprin). Gene Ontology annotation, molecular function: protein dimerization activity; RNA polymerase II cis-regulatory region sequence-specific DNA binding; DNA-binding transcription factor activity, RNA polymerase II-specific. Gene Ontology annotation, cellular component: nucleus. The record is from RefSeq and is marked provisional. Lineage: Eukaryota; Metazoa; Chordata; Actinopteri; Salmoniformes; Salmonidae. Gene Ontology annotation, biological process: regulation of transcription by RNA polymerase II.
CAAGAGAGAGAGAGAGAGAGAGGAUACAAUUCAUUGCAAUUCAUAAAAACAAAGGAGUACUGAGCUGGGAGUAUGGCUCACUCUAAGUCUCGAGCGGCCGAUGGGAAGAUCACCUACCCUCCGGGGGUCAAGGAGAUCUCCAGCAACAUCUCCAAGGAGGAGAUGGUCCGUCGGCUCAAGAUGGUGGUGAAAACGUUCAUGGACAUGGAUCAGGACAGUGAGGAGGAGAAGGAGUUGUACCUGAACCUGGCUCUCCAUCUGGCGUCUGACUUCUUCCUGAAGCACCCUGACAAGGACGUUCGCCUCCUAGUGGCCUGCUGCUUGGCCGACAUCUUCAGGAUCUACGCCCCAGAGGCCCCCUACACAUCACCUGAUAAACUGAAGGAUAUCUUCAUGUUCAUCACUCGCCAGCUGAAAGGACUGGAGGACACCAAGAGUGCUCAGUUUAACAGAUACUUCUACCUGCUGGAGAACAUUGCGUGGGUGAAGUCGUAUAACAUCUGCUUUGAGCUGGAGGACAGCAAUGAGAUCUUUACUCAGCUCUACAGGACCCUGUUCCAGGUCAUCAACAACGGGCACAACCAGAAGGUGCACAUGCACAUGGUGGAUCUGAUGAGUUCUAUCGUCUGUGAGGGAGACAGCGUGUCACAGGAACUACUGGACACUGUGCUGGUCAAUCUGGUGCCUGCACACAAG